AACCUCUGCAUUUCUGUUUAAAGAAAUAGAAAGUUACAAAGAAUUUGUAAGAACUACUAAAUAAAAUCCCAAAUUAAAGAUCUAGUUGUCACUGGAGAAAAGCUUGUGAUCAUUGCGCCCUCUGCCGGACUUUUAGAGAACUGUAUUUCAAAGACUCGCCAGAGGCCAUUUUGAACAUUCCUGCUAUUAUCACAAUAUUACACAGCUGUGUUUGAUAAAAUAGGGUUUGUUGUUCAAUUGCGUUUUAUUUCAUGUUUCAUUUUUUUAACCGCAGUUAUUUUUAUUAGCCCUCUGUGUUUGACAUGCUAAAAUAUUUGUAUUUAAAAUAAGAAACUAUUGGACACAUAAUGUACAGCCAUUAUCAAACAAAUAAUAAAAAUAAUAAUAUGGGAUCACAUUUUACCAGUGUAACCUUUCAGAAUAGUAUCAGUUUGUUUAAUUUAUUUCCUGACUUCCCAUUCCCAGACAAAAUUGUCUUUGCAAAAUUUGAAAAGCUUUAGAAAUAGAUUUAAAACAUGCAAAUGUAAUAAAAGUGUUAAUUUAAUAUAUAGCCUACGCCAUUUUGUACUUGCAUAGAAAACCUCUUAUCAUAAUUAAGAAUGAUAAUAAGACGUCAUCGAUCAUAAAUUGUAGGCUAAUAAAUAGAUUUAUAUUUUAAUUUAUAUUUGUUCCUCCCUUUCUCUUUACUUUUUUUGUAGAAACGUGUUUUACCGGUACCCAAGGGCAUUAACAAACUUUUCUCCCAAAGUCCAAGGCGCACCUCUGCUGGACAUUAAUUAGCACUCCCAAACUUUUCCUAAUGAGUCGCUGCCUGCGCGCCGCGCGUUGUGUGCCGGACCCGUUGCGCGCAGGGCGUUCGGUCGCGUUGGGGUUCGAUCCGGUCGCGCAUGCAUCCAUGUGAGAUGUCGGUCAGUCGUACAGAUGCGAAGGUGUUCUCCGGAUCUCCCUCCCUCUCCAUCUCCCUGUGUUUUAUGUCUGCGUCACAACAAGUCGGAGGAGAGCGAGGCAGAGAUGAUGAUGGCGUCCUGCUCGGGUUGAUGAUGCUGAUUCUGCUCUCCUGACAAACGUGCAUCCACUUCGAUAAAGAGAAACGGGAACAUGAAGCUGAAGACGGACGGACGGACAGACGGUUGCGCACUGACUGCUUGAGUGACGCGCGUUUGAUCCACCGCGACUCUCCAAACGCGCCGAUUAUUCGGGACAGUGAUUAAGACGCAAAAAAACACCGGGCAUCAGACGUUUCAUGUGCGGCUGAUAUCUCUAACCCGUCUCUGUGACCCAAACAGAGCCGAACACUUUAACGCAGGAUGGGGGGAGUUAGUGAAGGAGAGGAUGUUUUAGCCAGAUGGAGUGAUGGACUUUUGUACCUUGGUAAUGUCAAGCGAGUAGACAGCGUGAAGCAGAGCUGUUUGGUCAGAUUCGAAGAUAACUCUGAAUUCUGGGUCCUCAGAAAAGAUAUCCACUCUUUCUCUUCAAAGGGAGAGGAGGUGUGCUGUAUCUGUGAUGCUCCGCCCCUUAAAGAACCUCUCAUAAACUGCCUCAAAUGUCACCACGGUUAUCAUCCAGAGUGCCACACACCCAUCAUCGACCCUGAAAUUGACCCCAACAGUUGGAUAUGUCGCCAGUGUGUCUUCGCCGUAGCAACUAAGAGAGGGGGUGCAUUAAAACGGGGACGCUUCGCACGACUCAUGCAGAUCAUGAAAUUGAGGCUGCCCUAUCAGCUGUCAUCUUUAGACUGGGACCCGCAACAUUUGACCAAUCAGCAGCAGUGUUACUGUUAUUGCGCCGGACCGGGAGAGUGGAAUCUGAAGAUGUUGCAGUGUGAAAGCUGUGGGCAGUGGUUUCAUGAAGCGUGCACUCAGUGCCUGAGCAAACCUCUUCUCUAUGGAGACCGCUUUUAUCAGUUUCAGUGCUCGGUGUGCACAAACGGUCCGGAGACCAUUCAGAGGCUUCCUAUGACCUGGGCAGAUUUGGCUCAUUUGGUGCUGUAUCAUCUCUCCCUGUGCUGCAAGAGAAAGUAUUUUGAUUUCGAUCACGAAAUCAUGUCCUUUACAAAUGAAAACUGGGAUUCUUUGCUUCUCGGCACGCUAUCAGACACACCGAGGCAGGACCGCUGCCAAAACCUGCUCAACGCUUUAAAUUCCCACAAAGACAGGUUUGUCUCGGGGAAGGAAAUAAAGAAAAAAAAGUGUCUCUUCGGUCUUCAAGUGCGGGCUCCUCCUCCUCUGUCAUCUGACAAAUCUCCUUACAUCGCCGAACAGCCUAUCAGCAUCACUCACAGGAAAAGCCCGACGUCAUUGCCCUGCCAGCGGAGAUCAGUGGGUCCAGAGACUCGUAAAUCCAAACGUCGGGUCAUAGAGACACAGGCUUGUCCACCAGCGGUUACAGCAAACUCAAUUGACCUGGUGCCAUGUUGCCAUGGUUAUGUAGAUGGGACAAGCCUUUACAACCCCAGAAAACCAGAAGAAGAGAUGAACUUAGGUUCACCUCCCAAGAGAAUGUACGCCCUCUACCACCCUUCAUAUAAUGGAUCUCAGGACCUGUCUCGAACCCUGCAUCAUUACAGUGCAGAGGACCCAUGUCGACUUCCAGCCCCCUGCCUUCCAUACUCCCUCUCCACGGCUCACCCUCCAGGGCAGCGGUUCGAAAGCUGCCCUUCUCUUUACCUCCGUGAUGUGCCACCCUACCCCAGCACAGUGGGCAUGGGGGGACCCACAGCGAUGGGAUGGGGGGGAAGCGAUGCCGUCCGGAUCCUGGCCAGGCGCGUAACGGCAGACGGAAAAAUCCAAUAUCUGGUGGAGUGGGAAAAUGUAAGCGUGUACUGAGAAACAGGCGUAAAAAAGAUACAGAGAGAGAGUUAAAAACAAGAUGUACAUAGAGGAAAGGGCUAGAGUUAUCAUUAGGGUUUGCAUGGUUACGGGCAGAGGUGUUAAAGCAUCGCUGAGCAGGUGGGUGUACUGAGAGCAACAGCAGAGGAUGACGACAAAUCCAGGUUGAGCUACACUAGGAGAUUAUACUGUUAAAUCACUUGUUUCUUAAAUCUCGUGUUUCCUAUAUUUUGAAUACUGUUAGAAAACGCCUUUAGAAUGCCUUGAAUUUUAUUAUCAUGGUUUGUAAAUGCGUACGCUGUUCAUUGGCAUCAUUUUGUCCAUGUACUCAUAACAGUCUACACACUGUCUGAAAAAAAAUGGUCUCUAGCUUUCACUGGGGCGUUUAUCUUUGUGUAAAGAGUUCAUAUUGGUGGUACAUAUUAGUACCAAAUGUAUGCAUAUCUGUACAUAAAUGAUACAUAUUUAGACCUUUUUGAAGUCCCGGUGACAGCUUGUGACAAUUUUUUCUGAUAGUGUGCAAACUUGAAGACUCUAAAUAAACUCAUAAAGUCACAGACCUCAGCUUGUCCAAUCAGAAUUUAGAAUCUGUUUUAUAAGGAUCAAAUUUACUUCCUGUACAUUCGAAAGGCACAGAUCAUAAUCAGGCCACAAAAUAUGCACCUUUAAAAUUGUGGAUUAUGUCUAUCAAUAAAACAGAACUGCCUUCCAAAGGUGCUUAAAUAUUUGAUGUAUUAAACUUUAUGAUGUGCAUUAGCUCAGAGCAUUACACUGUAUGUUCCAAGUAAUUUUUAUGUCUACUGCGGUUAUUGUGUUUAUUCUAAUGAAUUGAUCAGGUUCAGAACGUCUCCGAUACAAACUAAACAUGCAGAUCAUUUUACCUGGAAAACAAACGUAAGGAAGUUGGUCCUCAUUUCAUCAGUGAAUGAUAAUGAAUGUACCGUGUGUGUUUUUUAUUCAUGGUAUGUGCUUGUUAGGUCAUAGAUUUUAUGUCAGGGUGACACAAGAAUUAGCAAACUGUAGUCUUUUUAUAGUCAAGUCAACAUUUAAUUUGAUGUAUUCUUUGACGUUUCCGUCAGAUUACGUUUUUACUGUAUGUACUCUAGGUUGACACUUAAAAUGUAAACAAAUAAUACAAAAAAAAUAAACUAUUAUGUUGUAAUAAAGUGCACUAGCUUGUCAACUUCUUUCUUU
Messenger RNA from Paramisgurnus dabryanus, 4022 nucleotides. It is a transcript of the gene phf1, whose product is annotated as PHD finger protein 1. Gene Ontology annotation, cellular component: nucleus. The record is from RefSeq and is a predicted model, not a curated record. NCBI's taxonomy places the organism in Eukaryota, Metazoa, Chordata, Actinopteri, Cypriniformes, Cobitidae. Gene Ontology annotation, molecular function: DNA binding; chromatin binding. Gene Ontology annotation, biological process: negative regulation of gene expression, epigenetic.